Engraulis encrasicolus (European anchovy) is the source of this 748-nucleotide messenger RNA. RefSeq lists its product as uncharacterized. NCBI's taxonomy places the organism in Eukaryota, Metazoa, Chordata, Actinopteri, Clupeiformes, Engraulidae. The coding region runs from base 40 to 732 and encodes 230 amino acids. The transcript is spliced from 7 exons. The record is from RefSeq and is a predicted model, not a curated record.
CUUUUUUCGAGAAUGGACAUGGAAAAGUGACGCUCAAAGAUGGAUACCGACGAUACGUACGAUUGGAAGGGGAACAUGAAUCCCAUUUAUGCGCUAAUACACACCAACAGCCUUGAAGCUGAAAACAAAUUGGUGGCUUUUCAGAGAGAGGUUGAGGCCCUUAGGCGGGAACAGGAGAACACUCUGACUGAAAUGGAGAAAGAGAGCACAUUGGACGACAGGUUUCUUGGUGAGCUGAAGGACCAAGAUAUUGAGAUCUGCAAGCUGCAGGAUUAUGUUAAUCAGCUGCAAAAAGAGAACAGCGAAGCUAAGAUGCUUCUAGAAGAGCAGGAGAAAAAACAUAAUAUCACCAUGGAUGCUUUCAAGCAGGAGCUACAUGCUAACAGCCUUGACGCUGUCAACCAAUUGGCGGCUAUUCAGAGAGAGGUUGAGGCCCUUCAGAACGAACUAGAAUACACUGUUGCUGAGAUGGAGAAAAAGCAGAGAUGCCUUGAUGAGUUCAUGGACAAAGACCUUGAGGUCGGCAAGCUGCAGGAUUAUGUGCAUCAGCUGCAGCGAGAGAACAGGGAGGCCAAGAUGCUUUUGGCCAAGCAGGAGAAAAAUCACACAAUCACUGUGGAUGCGAUCAAGCAGGAGACCAACAACAAAUUGGUGGCUACGCAGAGACAAGUUGAGGCCCUUAAGAGGGAACUUGCAAACACUGUGAUAGAAAUGGAUGAAAAGGAGAGGUAAGGGAGACAGUGCUGUG